This is a messenger RNA of Populus nigra (black poplar), 471 nucleotides long. RefSeq names its product SKP1-like protein 1A. The record is from RefSeq and is a predicted model, not a curated record. Lineage: Eukaryota; Viridiplantae; Streptophyta; Magnoliopsida; Malpighiales; Salicaceae. The coding region runs from base 1 to 471 and encodes 156 amino acids. Gene Ontology annotation, cellular component: nucleus; cytoplasm. Gene Ontology annotation, biological process: SCF-dependent proteasomal ubiquitin-dependent protein catabolic process. The transcript has a single exon. Gene Ontology annotation, molecular function: cullin family protein binding.
AUGCCUUCAUCUAAGAAGAUUACACUAGGAAGUUCCGACGGAGAAACCUUCGAGGUAGAGGAGGCAGUAGCCCUCGAAUCCAAAACCAUCAAGCGCAUGAUCGAGGAAUCCUCCUCGAGCAACCAAGAGGUCAUCACGUUGCCUAUUGUCUCCGCCAAUAUCCUAGCCAAGGUCUUGCAAUACUGCGAGAAGCACAUCGAAGAUGACAGAAGCACCGCUAAGGAACUCAUGACAUGGGAUGCCGAUUUUGUCAAGCUCGAUAAAGACACGCUCUUUCAGCUCGUCCUUGCUGCAAACUAUCUUGGUAUCGAGAGAUUGGUCGAUUUGGCGAGUGAAGGUGCAUGGAGCAAGGUGAGGCCAGAGAUCGGAGGUUUGCGUUUUCGCAAGAUGUAUGGAAACAACUGUAGUUCUUAUGAAGAUCAAGAGAUUGAGAUGGGGUACCUAUGGGUUUCGGGUAGUUAUACAGGGUAA